AUGCCAAAGGACGCGGCCAUGGCAGACGGCUUCGGCGGGUGGCUGAAGUCCACCGCCGCCUCCUUGGAAGGCCAUGUCAAGGAGAUCCGCGAGAACUCGAAGCUCAUCGCUGCAGACGUGGCCUCCAACGUCAACCUGGAGAAGGCAGGGCGAAAGAUCCAGCAGACCUUUGGAGGCAGCGGGGUCCUGGCUCCUGCUGGCUUGGAGGAGGUGCGGAUCGACGUGACCUUUCAGGAGGGAAGCCUCGGCCUGAACCUGGACCUCGCCAAUGGGGGACAGGUCAUUAAGAUUACGCCGGGCGGCCAAGCCGACGCACUGGGCCUUCGCCUGGAGGACCGGGUGGUGGCCAUUGCCGGGGACCCGCUGCCGUCGGAGGACUUCUCGGAGCGCCUGAAGCAGCGGCUCAAGCUGCCGCGGCCCGUGGACAUGACCUUUCUGCGGAUGCAAGAGCGCAAGAGAAACCAGAAGGAAGAGAAGGAGGAGAAGGACGAGAAGGAAGAGAAGAAGGAGCCAGAGGCUGUGUCAGAAAUCACUGACCUUCAGGCCAAGCUGGAGACCGCCCUGAAAGACGUGGAGUCCGCCAAGCAGGAGGCUGGGAGUCUCACGGCGGAGCUGCAGCUCCGGAAGUCCUGGGCAGCCCAGGAAGCAGCGGAGCUGGAAGCUCUCCGUGCAGGAGCAGAAGUCCUGAAGGCGGCAAAAGAGGAGGCUGACAAAGGCAAAAUUAGCCUUCAGACUGCCAUAAAGGAAGCUGAAAACCGUGCUUCCCAGAGUGCACAAUGCUUGGAGAAGGAGCGUGUCAAGCUAGAAGCAGCAACUGAAAGUUUGGCUGCGGCUCAGUCAGAGCAGGCUGCGUUGAGGGAGCGCUUGCAAGCAGCAGAACAUUCGCUGAGAGAUCGCGAUUCAGUUUUAGCAGCGGAGGGAGAUGAGAAGACGGCCCAAUUGCAGUCGUCUCUGGCUGAGCUUCAACGCUCUUACGAUGAAGCAGAUACCAGACGGCGGUGUGUGGAGGAGCAGCUCAGACAAGCUGAGAACAGAAAUCGUGAUUCCGAAGCAAGCAUCAGGGUAGCUGAAGACCGUGCUUCCCAGAGUGCACAAUGCUUGGAGAAGGAGCGUGUCAAGCUAGAAGCAGCAACUGAAAGUUUGGCUGCGGCUCAGUCAGAGCAGGCUGCGUUGAGGGAGCGCUUGCAAGCAGCAGAACAUUCGCUGAGAGAUCGCGAUUCAGUUUUAGCAGCGGAGGGAGAUGAGAAGACGGCCCAAUUGCAGUCGUCUCUGGCUGAGCUUCAACGCUCUUACGAUGAAGCAGAUACCAGACGGCGGCAUGUGGAGGAGCAGCUCAGACAAGCUGAGAACAGAAAUCGUGAUUCCGAAGCAAGCAUCAGGGUAGCUGAAGACCGUGCUUCCCAGAGUGCACAAUGCUUGGAGAAGGAGCGUGUCAAGCUAGAAGCAGCAACUGAAAGUUUGGCUGCGGCUCAGUCAGAGCAGGCUGCGUUGAGGGAGCGAUUGCAAGUGUUGGAACAACAGCUGGAGGCGAGCGAGGCAAGGUUCUCAGAGCAAGCACGUACGCACGAGAGGACUUCGAGGCGACGCGGCGGGUGCUGGAGCAGCAGCUGGCGGAGACCAAGGCCUCCCGCGCGGAGCUCCGCGCCGAGCUGCAGAGGGCCGAGGCAGAGCUCGAAGAGAAGGACCAGUGGAAGAGACGCGCCGAAGAGCUGGAGCCGGGAGAAGUGUCUGAGAGGCUGGCCAAGCAGCAGUCGCAGCUGGUGGAGCUACGUGCCGAGCUGCGUGAGCUGCGGCUGGACCGGGACGGUCUCCAGGAGGAGCUCCGCAAGGCCGAGGCCGACCUCCGCCAGGGCCCGCACAACAUGCAGCUGCCGCAAAGCUUUGGGAAGGCGGAGGCUGACCUGGCUGAGGAGACACGGCUGCUUGAGCCCGACAGUAGGCUCGCGGCGCUGCAGGCCAGGCUUGGCGAGCUGGAGGCGCAGAACGCCACGCUGA
Molecule: messenger RNA, 1995 nt
Organism: Effrenium voratum
Lineage: Eukaryota; Dinophyceae; Suessiales; Symbiodiniaceae
Source: the annotation of a GenBank genome assembly